UGCGGGGCGCCGGGCCGGCCAUGAACGGGCUGUCCGCGGCCGAGACGCCGGGCGGCGCGGGCUGCGCCCUGGCCGGGCUCCCGCCGCUGCCGCGCGGCCUCAGCGGCCUCCUCAACGCCAGCGGGGGCUCGUGGCGGGAGCUGGAGCGCGUCUACAGCCAGCGCAGCCGCAUCCACGACGAGCUGAGCCGCGCCGCGCGCGUUCCGGACGGGGCCCGCCACGCCGCCGGGGCCGCCGCCUCGGGCGCCGCAGCCGGCCCGCGGCGGCCGCUCAACCUGGACUCGGCGCUGGCCGCGCUGCGCAAGGAGAUGGUGGGGCUGCGGCAGCUGGACAUGUCGCUGCUGUGCCAGCUGUGGGGCCUGUACGAGUCCAUCCAGGACUACAAGCACCUGUGCCAGGACCUGAGCUUGUGCCAGGACCUGUCGUCGUCCCUGCACUCGGACAGCUCGUACCCGCCGGACGCGGGCCUGUCCGACGACGAGGAGCCGCCCGACGCCAGCCUGCCCCCCGACCCCCCGCCCCUCACCGUGCCCCAGACUCACAAUGCGCGCGACCAGUGGCUGCAGGACGCCUUCCACAUCGGCCUCUGAGGCUGCCCGGACUCCAGAGCCUGCGCCCCGCACACCGCGCUCGCCUCAGCAGGGCAGGGCGCCGGGCGGGCCCCUGCGCCUCCCGCGCCCCCCGGCCUGCCCGCUCUCACUCCGCGGUGGACCCAACUGUCUGCGCCCCGUGGCAUCUCCAAGACUGGGACGAGGGCCUGGCUGCCGCCUCCUUUGCACCUGCCGCUGCCUCAGGGGCAGCCCGCCUCUGGUCCCUGGGUUCCUCCGGGGCCUCACGCUGGAUGUCUGAGUUUAGGGGCGCAGAUCAAUAAAUCCUCUGGGCGUUG
Messenger RNA from Lepus europaeus (European hare), 886 nucleotides. RefSeq names its product family with sequence similarity 89 member B (gene FAM89B). Gene Ontology annotation, cellular component: cytoplasm; lamellipodium. NCBI's taxonomy places the organism in Eukaryota, Metazoa, Chordata, Mammalia, Lagomorpha, Leporidae. Bases 21 to 590 code for a protein of 189 amino acids. Gene Ontology annotation, biological process: positive regulation of cell migration; negative regulation of SMAD protein signal transduction; establishment of cell polarity. The transcript is spliced from 2 exons. Gene Ontology annotation, molecular function: transcription corepressor binding. The record is from RefSeq and is a predicted model, not a curated record.